AUGGAUGAAGACUUGUGUGGUGCGGAUCCCAACGCCACUCAUCCGCACGCGUAUGGAUCACCACAAGCGGACACCACCUCUCACUCGGCGCACCACAUAAGCCACACUGUGAUGGAGACGUGCGAUGAGUCAUCUCAUGGCCAGUCGUGCCACUCAUCGCAUCCCUUACAUCGGUAUCGAUCGCGCACUUCGUUUGGCCGACAAUUAUCCAACACUGAGAUCAGUCGCCGCCGACGGGACUCACUGUCGGCACUCAACUACCAGAACCUGUCGAGCAGUGGUUCCAUCAUUAAUGUGGUGUCAGGAGGAGGAGGAGGAGGAGAGACCUCUAAUUUGGUGCGAUUCCGGUCAUCACUUAUGGGACAAUCGGCGCCUUCGCUCUCACCCUCAAUGAACGUGGAGAACUGCUUCGGCAUCUCUGGAGUGCCAUUGGCCAUUCAGGGACGGGUCCUCGUCGGCGAAGGCAUUCUCACGAAGGGCUGUCGCAAGAAGUUAAAGCCCCGACAGGUGUUCCUCUUCAACGACAUCCUCGUCUACGGAAGUAUUAUCAUAAACAAGAAGAAGUACAACAGACAGCAUAUCAUUCCUCUUGAAAACGUCAAACUCGACGAUCUUGACGACGAGGACAACCUGAGGUAUGGCUGGCAGAUCAAGACACCCACGAAGUCGUUCAACGUAUACGCGGCCACAGCCACCGAAAAGGUUGAAUGGAUGGCUCAUAUCAACAAAUGUGUGGACGAACUGAUCAAAGCGGGGAACCGUCCGGCCUCUGAACACGCGGCUGUUUGGAAACCCGACAACACGUCAAACAUUUGCAUGCAUUGCAAGAAGACUCAGUUCACUGUUAUUAACAGAAGGCACCACUGCCGCAGCUGUGGUGAUGUAGUGUGUGGUCAUUGCUCUAAAAGCAAAUUUUUGAUUCCCAACCAAUCGGCAAAACCUGUUCGAGUCUGUGAUGGAUGUUAUGACAAAUUGGGAAAACUGAGGAUCAGUUCUAAAGACAACUCAUAUAAUAAUGUAGACUCAAGUGUGGGAAAGACCGACACGAAGACUGAACACAUAAACGAAUCCUCAGAUUCUGAAGACGACGAAACUCGACAGAAGCAAACUGACGAUGACUUGACGAGAAGUCUUGAAGAUCUAACUAUUGAUGAAAAGCCCACAUUCUACAGCUCUGUUAAGGCAGACGUUUGAAGACAUCAACUCUCGAAGUUUAUCAUACAAUCAAUACUUACUGUGAGAUUUGAAUUGUGCCUUAAAUUGGGUCUAAAUGACGCCUAAACGUUUAUAACGAUUUUAUAUUUACCCGAAACUAUAUAUUUGAGGCAAUUAUCCAAUUUUAUAGACAAAUAUUUUUCAUAAACAUAUUUCAAUUUUAUCUACUAUUAUAAUGAAUUGAAUAUUUUAUAUUUUAAAUCUAAGAUUUAUUUUUGGCUGACAAUUAAAAUAACAAAUAUUUUGCAUAUAUUUAUAAACAGAUUAAAUCUCUAAUUGUUCACAAA
This is a messenger RNA of Oppiella nova, 1502 nucleotides long. Lineage: Eukaryota; Metazoa; Arthropoda; Arachnida; Sarcoptiformes; Oppiidae. The record is from the annotation of a GenBank genome assembly.